This is a messenger RNA of Anopheles stephensi (Asian malaria mosquito), 3072 nucleotides long. RefSeq names its product secernin-2. NCBI's taxonomy places the organism in Eukaryota, Metazoa, Arthropoda, Insecta, Diptera, Culicidae. Gene Ontology annotation, biological process: proteolysis. Bases 436 to 1551 code for a protein of 371 amino acids. Gene Ontology annotation, molecular function: cysteine-type exopeptidase activity; dipeptidase activity. The record is from RefSeq and is a predicted model, not a curated record. The transcript is spliced from 2 exons.
AGUGUGCUGUGACAGGUCGGCAUGCUGUCAGUCGUUUUUCCGAGAAAAAGAAAGCAUCUGCGAGUGAAAAUUGCUGAUUUGUCCCGGUGUGUGCAAUAGAUUGUGUCUGUCUCGUAAAAAACAACCAGAAACGUCUCGUCUGCUCCGCCGUAUCCAGAAAAAUCCUCAUCCAUUAAGCCAUUCCAGCCAAUCUCUUCGAAUUGUUUGUUCCCGUUCGUUAAUCAACCGGUGUACGGUGCAAAAGUGCAUCUCGUAGUGUAAAACAAACCCUUUUUUUACCCCGUAAAGCUCUUUCACUGUUUCGUGGGUGGAGAAAGAGAACGACGACACCGAGUACGCACUGCGGCGGAGCAGUCUGAACGAGACAGCGUAGGGUGACGAUAGCCAAACUCACGCGUACACACAUACACGCCGGCCCCACAGCGAGAGAGAAAAAUGUCUGGCAACGGUGGCGAAACGUUCGUCGUGCUUCCGCCGUGCACGGAAUCCAACCGGAAGCAGAUCAUUUUCGGCCGCAACGGCACGGGAUCGACCGAGCGCGUUACGGAGGUCGUCUAUCUGCCGGCAGCGGAUGGCAGUGAACCAAUCACCCUGCCCAGCGGUUGCGAGAUCGAGGGAGCGGCCAGCUUUGGUGUGAUCCUCAAUAAACCGGCAGGCAGUUGGGGUGCGGAAAGUGGUUCCAACGAAAAAGCGGUCACGAUCGGUCUAUCGUACAGUGAGGGUUCAGGCGCGGAAGGUAAAGUGUCGGCGCUAGACUUGGUACGGCUGGGGCUGGAGCGUGGUGAUAGUGCGUCCGGUGCUCUCGAUAAGCUGGUGGCGCUCGUCGAGCAACACUGCCCGGAGGACCGGAACGCACUGAAGGCUGCCUUUGUAGUAUGUGAUCCGGCGGCCGUAUGGCUGCUAAACGUAGCGGGCCAAUUUUGGGCAGCAAAGCAGGUCCAAGACAGUAGCAUAGCGUUGGCCGCCACAGGUCUCACGAUCGGUACCGGCUUCGACCGCAGUUCGGACGAUCUCGCUUCGAAAGCGCAGGCGGCAGGAGCGUGGGACGGAGCCGGCGAGUUUAGUUUUAGUGAUGCAUUUGGCGGUAGCCCGGCUACGGCUGCCGUCCGUUCCUGGCCGGCAAACGAACCGGGUGCGGAAGGAGCAUUCGGGUUGAAGCAAAUGUUCGAAUGCCUGCGUGCGGUCGGUUCCGAUCCACCGACCGGCUCGAGCCAGGUUUCGGUUUUGAGUGGGGAAGGAGAGCUUGCCUGCCACUGGUUUACCGCAACACCGCAGGUCGGUGAGUCGGUCUUCAAACCAUUUAUCUUUACUGCCGGGGCGAAGAUUUCGCCCCUGACGCGGGUGCCGGACGGUGGGGAAACGCAAACGCUGCUGCACCGGCUGCAUAGCAACCGAAAGUGGGAGCUGGUCGGCAGUUUGCUUAGCUCGCUGGAGGCCACCUGCAUGGACGAGGUCAAUCGCUUCCUGAGCGAACACUCGGGCGAAGCGAGCCAUGAGCUGGACGAACUUAUGAAAGACUGCGUCGAGGCGGAGGUGAAGUUCUAUCGCUAGGGUGCGAACCAGCGAACGUUCCCCACUCGCACAAACUGGCAAAAUGAACCACUAGCUGCCGUGGGUGUUUCAGUUCUGCGUGGUGGAGAGAUAUGGGAAAACGCUAUAUUGGCUUAGCGAAGCUGUGGGAAGAUGUGCUAAAUAAUUCUUAAUUUCUCGACUUUCCGGUCCCGAAGCGUCGCAGAACUGAACACGCCACACGGCGUAACUCGAAACUCACUACCCUACAGGACAGUACGGCACUGCUGCGAUAUAUUAACAUUUAACGAUAGAACGAAAAAGUCGGUAGGCCUUACAUUCCUUUCGUCACUGCUUAAAGGAACGUCAGGGGUGGCCCCGUUUUGACUUUAUGUGAUUAUUUUUUGUUUUUUCUAUGUGUUUGCGUUUAGCGUGUGUGUGCGUGUUUGUUUUUUUAUAUGUUGUAGUUUUGUUGAUCCUUAUUUUAUGUGCUGAUGCUUUUGCCAGAUUCUUCGUUUUGUUACAGAUCUCCAGGGCUGAUUGCAUUUUGUUUGCUGUAUUAUCAUAGCGUUAAGGAUUUCAAUAUGCAAACUGAAACUAUUCAUUCCACGAUUUCUAUGAUUUUGACCAGUAUUGCAAGCCUCUCUACGGAAAUGUUAUUAUUUUGCAUAAUGUUGCGUUUAAAAAUCGGAAAGCCAAAAUUGUAACGAUUGCUGUUAAUGUAAGUGGAAAAAAGUGUGGAGAUUUCGUGAAACUCAAGUAUUCAUCGCAACCGAUGCUAUAAAAGUCGCUUAACCAUUUGUUUGCGGUUGGUACGCUUAUUUAUCCUAAAAGGAUGUUAAUGUGUGGGUUAUUGUGUGUAUUUUUGUUUCCCUUAAACAAUGAAAUAACUGAAUCAAAAUGUUCUUGAAUUGUACGCAUUCCGUUAGGAUCGGAGAGCACACACACACAUACACACUCCAUUAGCAGUCGAGUAUGAUUUCAGCCAAAUAAUUAAUAGUAAAGACUGGCAGACCAUGUCCCAUGUAGCGCUGCGUUGUUGGUCCGCCCAACUCAAACCCGACACACAUUCUCACUCUCUAUUGACUCUUAGUAAUGGAAAACGAAACCCCUAGUUAUUCGCAUUAUAAUAUUCGUACACAUUCGUAAAGGAAAAAAAAAACAUUCGGCUUGAAAAAGUAUAAGGAAACGCGCUCGAAAAGCCCGCUCGAAGAAAAGAAUGUUGCCUGCUCGCCCGUGUACUGUAUUAGGCAGCCGAAAGAAGGCGGUAGGAAAAGCAUAAGCGGACAAACAUACAUUCAACAUUCAAUAGCAAUCAAUACAACAAUAGCGAUGCAAUCAGGUGGUUUUUAGGCUUGCAGGAGGCUUCAGACCGGACGCAACAACAGGAUGAUAACGCAUAAAACAUACAUUUAUCAAUAAUACCCUUCAAGCCGGACAGUGGCGGCCGAAUGCGCCUACUAUGUGAUCGUUUGUGUGUGAAGCAACAACAGCAAGAUCGUCUUCGUAAUAAUGAACCAAAUAAUAAUAAAAGAAAGACCUAUGUUUACCAGAAUGAAACUG